This is a messenger RNA of Chelmon rostratus (copperband butterflyfish), 4514 nucleotides long. RefSeq names its product calpastatin (gene cast). Gene Ontology annotation, molecular function: calcium-dependent cysteine-type endopeptidase inhibitor activity. Gene Ontology annotation, cellular component: cytoplasm. NCBI's taxonomy places the organism in Eukaryota, Metazoa, Chordata, Actinopteri, Chaetodontiformes, Chaetodontidae. The transcript is spliced from 37 exons. Bases 171 to 3512 code for a protein of 1113 amino acids. The record is from RefSeq and is a predicted model, not a curated record.
UGGAGGAGCAGAAGUACAGACAGCUUGGUUAGAUAAUUAUCUUGAAUGUGUGUGUGUGUUGGUGGGGGGGGAGUGGCACACUAUUUAGAGACGCAUGAGAGAAAACAUCCCACGGUGAGGAGGAACAAGAGAGAGUGGCAGUGCAGGGUUGAGGCUGUAUCCCAGGCACCAUGGCGUAUGCGUUAUACUGGACGAGUCUUCAAGAAGAAGCAGCUGCUUCCCACCGUGAGGUCCAUCAGAGUAGCGCACCCUCAGCCUACUAUCCCACUGUGAGGUCCUACUUUGGCAAGUCGCAGCCCGGCCAGGCCACACCCAAACCGGCAGCUCAGGGCUCCACCGCGAAGCCUGCACAGUUCGAGAAGGCAUCAUCAGGACCCACCAUGGCUACAAAGCCUGGGGUGGUUACCACAGCAACAGGCGGAGCCACGGGAAGUGGCGUGGCAGCAGGAGGAAGCGUUUCAGUUGGGACAGCAGGAAAAGGGGCACCUCAAGCCAAACCUGAGACUAACACUUCGCCGGCGGGUGCUACUGUUAUUGACAUGUCGUCCGCUGGGGGCUCUGUUGUUGACAUGACAUCAGCUGGGUCGAGGGGCGGUCCUAAAGAGAUGUCAAAGACUGCACCUGUCUCCCAAGUACAAGCCCCAGCUUCAGUUCCUUCACCAGCCGCUGGAGCUCCUGCAGCUCUGAGCAAACACAAAGACCCACCCAAAGACACAGCCAAGAGUGCCACUGCCAUCACAGCACUCAAAGCUGAUGUGUCUAAAGUUGAUCCUGUUAAAACAUCAAAGCCAGCUGCACAAACGAAGGUUCAGGUGGAGGUUCCUUCCACAGCAGCUAAGGGAGCCAAAGAGGCACCUGCACCAGAUCCAUUCGACGCCCUGGCCAGCAUACUGCCAUCAGCUGAUGCAAUCGCACCCAAACAGCCUGUAUACACCGGGCCCGAGGUCAAAGAGCAUGGAGUUGCGUCCGAGGAGGCUGCGAAGUGUGGAGAGAGAGACGACACGCUGCCUCCAGACUACAGAUUUGACAAUCUGGCUCCAGUUCCUGCAGAUGUUAAACCCAAGGAUGUUCCUAAACCACUGAGCGCGGACGAGGCCCUGGAUUCUCUCUCAGCUGGUUUCAUGUCUGCACAGAAGCAUGAGACAAAGGAGCGUGUAGAAAGCGUCUGUGCCUCAUCUGCUGGCCCCGCAAACUUUGCACCACCUCCUGUGAAGGAAUCUCAAACCCCUGCAGCUGUUCCCCCUGCCGAUAAAAAAGCCAAGAUGGAGAAAGUCGCGGAUGAAUUCUCUCUGGAGGCUGGACUCCCCUCUGCUCCGUCAAAGAGCAAGGCUGUUCCCCCUGUGGCUGUGUGUCCUCCUGCUGAUAAAAAAGCCAAGAUGGAGAAAGAUGCCAUAGCAGACACCAAGCCGAAGACUGACGAUGGUGUAGCUCUGUCUCUGGACGCUCUCAGUGCUCUUGGUGACACGUUGGCAGCCGACAAACCCAAACCUGAACUCCCCAAACUCAGACCUGAAGACAUGGUGUCGGAGGACAAGUUGAACAAGGAGAAAGGUGUGCUUGUAGGAGAGAGGGAAGACACGCUUCCUCCAGACUACAGGUUCAAAGAGGACGAACUGAAGAAACUGCCUCCUCCCAAACCUGAGCCCACCAUGGGCACUGGUGAGGCUCUGGACAUCUUGUCUGGAGACUUCAUGACCUCCUCUGCAGCUCCUUCUGUCCAGGCUCCUGUUGUCACCCCCUCAGCUCCUCCUGCACAGAAAGCCCCUGCAGCUCCUGGUGACAAAAAAUCCACGGUGGACAAAGUCUCCGAUGGCUUCUCCCUGGAGUCUGUCCUUUCUUCUUCUACUGCCAAGAAAGUUGAAUCCUCUGCGGUCCCUCCUGUGGCUGUGUGUGCUCGUCCUGCUGAUAAAAACACCAAAGUGGAGACAACUGCUGCUGGAAAGCCCCAGACUGGCCUGGAUGACUCUUUGUCUCUGGACGCUCUCAGUGCUCUUGGUGACACGUUGGCAGCCGACAAACCCAAACCUGAGCUCCCCAAACUCAGACCUGAAGACAUGGUGUCGGAGGACAAGUUAAACAAGGAGAAAGGCGUGCUUGUAGGAGAGAGGGAAGACACGCUUCCUCCGGACUACAGGUUCAAAGAGGACGAACUGAAGAAACUGCCUCCUCCCAAACCUGAGCCCACCAUGGGCACUGGUGAGGCUCUGGACAUCUUGUCUGGAGACUUCAUGACCUCCUCUGCAGCUCCUUCUGUCCAGGCUCCUGUUGUCACCCCCUCAGCUCCUCCUGCUCAGACCAAAGUGGAGGAUUUGUCAGCUCUGGAUGUACUUUCUGGAGAUUUUGUCUCUCAGACUAAAGCCUCUGGAGUUCAGGCACCUGCCCCUCCUGCUGCCAAGAAGACACCAGAGAAAGCGGUCUGUCCUCUGGAGCAGUCCGACUCAGUUGAUGCACAACCACGACAAGCACAGCCCAAGACUGAGAAGGACGACUCUAUGUCUCUGGAUGCUCUCAGUGCUCUUGGUGACACGUUGGCAGCGGACAAACCAAAACCUGAACUCCCCAAACUCAAACCUGAGGACAUGGUGUCGGAGGACAAAUUGAACAAGGAGAAAGGCGUGCUUGUAGGAGAGAGGGAAGACACGCUUCCUCCAGACUACAGGUUCAAAGAGGACGAACUCAAAAAGCUGCCUGCUCCCAAACCUGAGCCCACCAUGGGCACUGGUGAGGCUCUGGACAUCUUGUCUGGAGACUUCAUGACCUCCUCUGCAGCUCCUUCUGUCCAGGCUCCUGUUGUCACCCCCUCAGCUCCUCCUGCACAGUCCUCUGCAGACUUUGCUCUGGACGCCUUGGCAGGAGACUUUGUUGCCGCCACCGCUGCUCCGGCAGUGAAGUCUGCAUGCGGUCCCGCAGCAACUGCCCCGCAGCUGCUGGCGGGAGCAGACAACGCCCUGGACGCUCUGUCAGACACCUUGAAGGAUAUCGCACCCGCACCUCAGCCCGCCCCGGUUCCCGACAAAGACAUCGUAAAGGAGAAAAAGGCCGUUGAAGAGAAGCUGAUAAAGAUGGGAGAGAGAGACGACACGCUGCCACCAGAGUAUCGACCCACUGAGGAAGAUCUUAAGAAAAUGGCAGAAGCAAAGGCAAAAGCAGCUGCAGCACCCAAGAAGGAGACUAUGGAUGAUAAGACAGCAUUGGACCUGCUGUCAGGAGACUUUGAUGCUGCUCUCAAGCCCGCUGCAUCAUCUGCAGCCACAACAAAGCUGGAACCUCCUGUGCUGGACUCAGAGCCACUGAAGCCAAUGGCCGGUCCUGUCCUGGACUCCCUGGCAGGCACGCUGCUCCCAGAUGCCCCAGAGUUCAAAUCUAAGACCGACAAACCAAAGGGCAAGAGCAAGUCAAAGUCAAAGUCUAAAAAACACCACGCAGAGGAACCGUCUGCCACCGACCAGCUAUCCGCUCAGCUAAGCUCAGACGUCGUGCCAGCAUCUGUAAAGAAGGGAGGCAAGAGCUAGACCACUCGGUUGUCGGUGCAAUUUGUCCUCCCGGCCACAGGGACGCAUCAGCGUGGGGGCUGCCCUCUGGAUAUUGAUUCUAUUUUUGUAAAACGUCAAGAAUGUAUACUGGAUGAAAGACAAGCCUACACAUACCAAUCACACACACACACACACACACACACACACACACACACACAGCUCCACGUGCAGCGCCUUUUUGCUCGGUUUCACAUGUUUCUGUCUAUGGAGAGGAUGAAAGUAAGAAGGGGAAACUGCGGGGAAAGAGGAAUUGAAGACAGGUUUGUUGGCUGGUGUGUUGAGCGUGCUGAAGGAAGGAAGGCGCUGCUCGUCAGAGUCCUGCAUGCACAUCUCAGCUGACAGUUUCUAUUCCCCCAAUAGCGCUCAGACCACAACACACUGCUUAUUUAAGCCUGGUGGUGUUCGUCGGUCAGAGAAGUGGUGACUGUCAGCUUGCCUGGGAGCAGUACAGAGCGGGUGUAUAGAAUCGGGAUGUUUGUGCAAUCUUGAUGUACACAGAAAAGCCAAGUUUUCUACCACGAUGCAGUCAGAUGCCUUUAAGACACUAGUGUACAGCUUAGUUUGCUUAUAUUUUGGACAAUACAUAGUUUACAUGAUAUGUGGAGAAUUUCCAGGAGGUGUUCAGCUUAAUUCUGUAUUCGAGAGCUUCUUGCAAAUGCCUUUUACUGUCUGCAGAGAAAUACCUGUCAAGAGAAGGGUCUGUAUGCCUUUGGCCGUGUCCGGAAGUGCACUUCGUGAACGGAGGUGGUUACAAGCUUUGUAAACUGCCCUUGUUUGUAUACUGUAAAAAAAAAAAGAUUUUUACUCUAUAUAAGACAACACUGUAUAAUUUAGAAAGGGCUUUUAACUGUAAAGUCAAAAAUCAAUAUACUUUCCCCGAGUUUUUUUUUUUCAUGUCAAAGGUUUUGUGUGGGUGUGAGUCAAAAGAUUUGAGAGAUAUUUUAGACGUGGGAAAACUAAAUAAAUGAAAUGUAAAAAUUA